UCUGAAAAGAUGAAUGACGUAAGGAAACUGGUGCAAGACUUAAAGCCUGUAUUUCUGAUGGUAUCGGUGCAAAUUGCAUACUCUUCCGUGAAUGUGCUCUAUAAGCUCGCCAUAAAUGAUGGAAUGAGCAUUAGGGUAGUCACUGCCUACCGCCUAAUGUUCGCAGUAGUUUUCACUUCUUCUCUUGCUCUUAUUUUCGAAAGAAAGAGCAGGCCAAAGCUGACAUGGAGGGUGCUUUUCAUGUCAUUCUUUAGUGGCUUAUUUGGUGCAAGUUUAUUUCAUAACCUAUUCCUCGAGGCAUUGGAUUUGGUGUCAGCAACAUUCGCUACUGCUGUUUAUAAUCUCGUUCCUGCAGUCACUUUUAUAUUGGCCAUCUUGUGCGGCAUGGAAAAGUUAAAUGUGCGAACCGCAGCAGGGAAGGCCAAGGUGAUGGGAACAAUAAUAGGAAUUGGUGGGUCAAUGUUGCUGACAUUUUUCAAAGGGCAAGAGAUUAACGUUAAGAGUUUCGGUACUAAUCUUUUGCAAAAGAAUGAGCAGGUAGUAGCUUUGCAUACUGACUCUGGUAAAAAAUUUCUGGGAGUUUUGUGUGGUUUUGGAAGCUGCUUCAGUUUUGCAUUAUGGCUCAUCAUUCAGUCCAAGAUGAGUAAAGAAUACCCAAGUCAUCACUCAAGUACUGCAUUGAUGUCCUUGAUGGCUGCAAUACAAGCCACGGCCUUUGCCCUUUAUGUUGAGAAGGAUUGGAGCCAGUGGAAGUUGGGUUCGACUAUUAGGAUUCUAACUGUGGCUUAUACGGCAAUUGUGGCCUCCGGAUUAGUGGUUAUUGUCAUUGCAUGGUGUGUACGGAUGAGAGGCCCAAUGUUUGUAUCUGUUUUCAACCCUCUUAUGCUUGUGCUUGUGGCUGUGGCUGAUUCCUUGAUGUUUGGUGAAAAUUUAUAUGUAGGAAGUGUAAUGGGAGCCAUGCUAAUUGUGGGUGGCUUGUACAUGGUUCUAUGGGGUAAGAGCAAAGAAAUGAAAAAGGCGAAUCUGUCGGUCUCAUCAGAAAUCAACCAAGAGCAUGAAGCAACUGAAGUUGUUGUCAUGUCCACAACAAUAAAUGAUGAUAAUUGUGACCGCGUUAACAAUACCGACGCCAAUUGUAAAAGCAAUAUAGUUGCCAAGGUUUCUUGAAGAAGAUCCUUUGGAGUGGACAUUGAAAAUUACCAGCUAGCUAGAAGACAUGCCUUCAGGGAAAGCCUCAACUUAAUUAAAGCCGUUGUUGUUAAUAGUGAUAUUAUAUG
Messenger RNA from Glycine soja, 1277 nucleotides. RefSeq names its product WAT1-related protein At1g68170-like. Gene Ontology annotation, cellular component: plasma membrane. Bases 10 to 1167 code for a protein of 385 amino acids. The transcript is spliced from 7 exons. The record is from RefSeq and is a predicted model, not a curated record. Lineage: Eukaryota; Viridiplantae; Streptophyta; Magnoliopsida; Fabales; Fabaceae. Gene Ontology annotation, molecular function: transmembrane transporter activity.